AUGGAGGCUGAUUGUCCCAUACCUCAACAUGGAGAGAACACAGUUCUCACAGAAGAAUCCCUCCUAAAAAAUUCAUUCCCUGAUGGUACUGUGAUCACAUAUGAGUGCAGAAAUGGAUAUUACAAAGUAAGUGGCACUGGGACGAUGAACUGCGUCGAUGGGAAGUGGACCGAGCCAGAUAUCAUCUGCAGUAAGAAAGACUGUGGUCUCCCUGAAGCACAACCACACAUGCUAUUUGACACCAGCGAAGGUACUCAGUUUGGUGCAAUGGUUAAAAUAACCUGUGAAGAAGGUUACCGGGUCAUUGGAUGGAACUACAGACUGUGCAUGGACAAAGGGUGGUAUGGAAAGGGAGACUGUGUCCUUGUUACUUGUCCCAUCCCGACCAAAGUGGAAAAUGGCGAACAUUCUUGGAGUAGUGACGAUAAACCAGAAUAUCAACAAACGAUACAUUUCUCGUGUAACACAGGAUACACUAUGGUUGGGAAUAAAACCAUUAGGUGUACUAAAACUGGCAAAUAUGAUUUUGGGCCACCACAAUGCAUCGCUUUUUGCCCCAUACCUAAAGGUGGAGAGAACAUGAAUCUCACUGAUGAAUCCCUCCUAAAAAAGGAUUUCCCAGCAGGUACCGAGGUCACAUAUGAGUGCAUAAUUGGAUAUGAAAAAGUAAGUGGCACUGGGAUCAUGAAAUGCGACGAUGGGAAGUGGACCACGCCAGAUAUCAUCUGCAGGAAGAAAGACUGUGGUCUCCCUAAAGCACAGCCA
Xiphophorus maculatus (southern platyfish) is the source of this 765-nucleotide messenger RNA. RefSeq names its product complement factor H-like. The transcript has 7 exons. NCBI's taxonomy places the organism in Eukaryota, Metazoa, Chordata, Actinopteri, Cyprinodontiformes, Poeciliidae. The annotation marks the transcript as partial. The record is from RefSeq and is a predicted model, not a curated record.